Osmia bicornis bicornis is the source of this 623-nucleotide messenger RNA. RefSeq names its product general odorant-binding protein 56d-like. Gene Ontology annotation, biological process: sensory perception of smell. NCBI's taxonomy places the organism in Eukaryota, Metazoa, Arthropoda, Insecta, Hymenoptera, Megachilidae. The record is from RefSeq and is a predicted model, not a curated record. The transcript has 5 exons. Bases 93 to 497 code for a protein of 134 amino acids. Gene Ontology annotation, molecular function: odorant binding.
AGAUUCGAUGUGUUAUUCAGUUCUUCUUGAACAUCCGACCAGACUUCGCUUGUAUAUCGCAAAAAACGAACUCGAAAAAUAAAUAAUAAACCAUGAAGACUAUCGCAGUUAUCUUUGCUUUCUGCCUCGUCGGUGCUUUGGCACUCACUGAGGAACAAAAAGCCAAACUGACCCAACACAAGAAUGCUUGUAUCACCGAAACCGGAGUUGACGCACAGGUGGUAGAAAAUGCGAAAUCCGGUAACUUUGCUGAGAAUGACGAUAAAUUGGCCUGCUUCUCCUCUUGCAUGUUGAAGAAGAUCGGCAUCAUGGGUGAGGACGGUACCGUGAACCUUGAUGUUGCCAGACAAAGGGCUCCCGCCAAUGUUCCCAAGGAUCAGGUUGAGAGUGUCAUCAACAAGUGCAAAGACAGCGCUACUGGACCAAAUGACUGUAAAAAAGCAGCCAAUUUGGUGAAAUGUUUCGUGGACAACAAAUCCUUCAACGUACUCAACUAAAUUAUUCAUCCAGAAAGAAGAAGCAAUCUAACUACUAAUUGUAAUCUUUUUUAUAAUAAUUCGCACAUCAAUCGGCAGAUACACUUGUAAAUAUAAAUUAUGAAAUAAAUAGUUGACAAUACCUAA